AUGGAAAGCCAGAAAGACAGGGUGAAAUUCAAUGUUGGUGGCAGAAUCUUUGAAACUACGGCCACAACCUUAGCAGGUGCUGGUAGGAAUUCAUUCUUUGGAGCCAUGUUUGAUGAGAAUUGGAACCUGCAUUCUAAUGCCACAACCAAUGAACACUUCAUUGAUAGAGAUCCUGAUUAUUUUGCCUUCAUUCUUAACUUACUCAGAACAGGUGAGCUUUAUAUUCCUCCGAAGAUCGAUAAGAAAUUCCUAUACAGAGAGGCUCUAUAUUAUGGCCUUUUGGAUCAUGUUCGGUCAGCUGAGUGCGCUCCAUUUGAUGGCAAUAGGCUUCGGUUGGCACAGUCUAUAACAGGCCAGUCAGUAGGGGAUGAUGUGGGCACUACUCAGGCCAUUCGAGCUAGCCCGAGUGGCUGGUGUUGUGUGGCUCAGGGUAGCGUGGUUCGCGUGUACGAUUGUAUGCUUGAAGAGCACCCCACAAUCAAUCUUGAUUACCAUAAGGUGAAUGAUGUUUGUUGGGUUGAUUCUGAAAAUAUUGUGGCUAGUUUUGACAGAAAAUUAGCUAGUGGAAGCAUAGGGUUAUUCAACGUAUCUACAGGAAAGCUGAGGUAUAAACACCAGGUUACAAAUCAAUUGAAGGAUUACACAGCAGGUACACUAUGUUUUAAUUACAAGUUAUCCUCCAAUUGUAAAAGCAGUAGCAAUAAUGAGUAUAGGAUUGGUGUUUGGGACCACGUCACGGGGAAGCUAAUAAACAUCGUUGUAGGUAAGCGAAUUCUUGGUAAUGAUAGCAAGCUGCAAUGGUAUGAUACCAACUGUUUGAUGAUUGCUAGUUUUUAUCCGUUGAAUCAAAACUGUUGCAUCGGCUUGUUCGAUAUAAGGGAGAAGGAGGGGCGGAUCUUCUGUCAGAAGGCAUUGGUUUGGUCGUGGAGUGGUUCUGCUUGGGAGCAAAGAAACCAGUAUCCCGUUAGUCAACAACUACGGAAGUUUAGAGAUGUGAUAAUUAUAAAGGAGAGUAACUCCAUUUGUGUAGUAGAUGAUAAUGGAUGUUUGGGUUUCAUUGAUUUGAGGAGUACUACUAAAAGUGUAGAAUGGAGAGAAAGUUGCACACCAAUUACUGCGGUGGAUAAUAGGCCUUGCUAUCCCAAACUGGGAUUUCACGAGGGGCAAUUGUUCUCAUCAAUGAACGAUACCAUUUCGGUUUCUAGUGGUCCUGACUGGGUUCUAACAUCACAACUUCGACAGAAUCGUGGUGGUCCAAUUUGUGAUUUUUCAAUUGGUGGCGACCGUCUUUUUGCUCUUCAUAGGGAAGAUGUUAUUGAUAUCUGGGAGACCCCUCGUUCACCAAUUAUAUGA
This is a messenger RNA of Nicotiana tabacum (common tobacco), 1353 nucleotides long. Its product is annotated as BTB/POZ domain-containing protein At2g24240-like. The record is from RefSeq and is a predicted model, not a curated record. Gene Ontology annotation, biological process: protein homooligomerization. Gene Ontology annotation, molecular function: protein binding. Lineage: Eukaryota; Viridiplantae; Streptophyta; Magnoliopsida; Solanales; Solanaceae.